AUGCUGCCAAUACUAAUAAUUGGUCCUCCAGAUGAAAGAUUAAAAUCACCUCUGGAUAUUUGCAAGGAAUUGCUGCAAGCUGAAGGCCUCAAAGCCAAGAUAGCAACCUGGUUGAGUAUUGCUGAACCUGAAAAUCUGGAUCUUGAGAUACAAGGUGCCCGUAAAAUUAAAGCAAAAGAGUAUUACAAUACGAAAGCAAGCGCAAUAGCCACCUACGUCAAAGCAAGACCCAGUCAAACAAUCAUAAUAACUAUGCCAGAUCCCAGUACAAGCACUACCAGCAUUCCAAACUCUAAAUCAAGUUCAUAUAAAUCAUAUAAUACAGCCUGUUUAGAUCCUUCUCUGGCCCAGAGAUGCAAACCACAUGAAACUAAAGUACGAGCCCUAGGAAGAAUCACUAAUCUUAAGUUGGAUUUUGAGAAUAUUGUGAUACUAAUUACAUUUCAGGGCGAAGUUCUACUGGUUCUGUCACUUAUAUUUGUUGAACUAGAAGUACUAGAAGAAUUAGAAGACCUGGGUCUCUUCGAUAACUUCGAAUUCGAGGAUGAGAUUUUGAAAGAAGCUGAAGAAUACCUGGCUAAGCAAUGUAAUAAAUUGGAAUUAUAUGAAAACCUCUAG
Molecule: messenger RNA, 618 nt
Organism: Racocetra persica
Lineage: Eukaryota; Fungi; Glomeromycota; Glomeromycetes; Diversisporales; Gigasporaceae
Source: the annotation of a GenBank genome assembly